AUGUCAUCUCAUCUCUCCCCCCGCAACGCAAAGGAUCAGCCACGCACGAGAAAGUCAUCCACUGACUCAUCUCCCGCUAAACCCUCGCAAACCUCCAGAAGCCUCAAAGUAAGAACACAUUACUUAUCUUUCCUAUGGGCAAUAACAAGGAGACGCCUAGGCUGCUGUUUGAAAACAUUGCCAUGUGCUGUAAAAAAGCUGUGGAUCAGAUAAAAUGCCAUGCUUGACUUUUGACUUUAACCAUUGGUUUGGAGCGUUCCAGGCUAGCCAAGCACUAGGUCUAAUACCAUAGGUGUUAUGGCAUACUGUUCAUGCUUUUAGAUUUCAUGAUCUUUGUUUAACCCUCAACUCAUCACUCCAACAUUGAAACCAUUGUAAUUGUUUCAUGAAGAUUGUAGUGACCGAUGGUGAUUAGCUCUUGAGCCAAGUGGCUUAUGUAGGAGUAAAUUUGACUAAAGGAAAAUGAAGUUUCAGAAUCAGCUCAUGGAUGUAACUAUUCAAAUAUCAUUGUAGCACACAUUAAACAUACACAGUGUACUCAUACACAAGCUAUCUCUCUCUCUCUCUCUCUCUCUCUCUCUCUCUCUCUCUCUCUCUCUCUCUCUCUCUCUCUCUCUCUCUCUCUCUUUGUGAGGUCCAGUAUCCGUCCAAUACAGCCUCAACAUUUUCCUCCCACGACGGGUCAUAUUAAGUGUCAGAUAACUUUUGAGUUUCCAUGACAUCAUCAGUUCCAUGCAAUUUUUUCAUAAGGCAGAAAGUUGCCUCGGAAUUUGACUGAGAGGAGUCCUGUGUAACUGAACGAAAUAACAAAAGAGACAGCUGACAUACAGUACCAGUCAAACGUUUGGACACACCUACUCAUUCAAGGAUUUUUCUUCAUUUUUACUAUUUUCUACAUUGAGAAUAAUAGUGAAUACAUCAACCACUAUUAAAUGAACACAUAUGGAAUCAUGUAGUAAACCAAAAAAGGCUUUAAACAAAUCAAAAUAUCUUUAGAUUUGGAGAUUCUUCAAAGUAGCUCACCCUUUGCCUUGAUGAACAGCCUUUGCACACUCUUGGCCAUGCUCUCAACCAGCAAUCAAAUUUUUGACAGUCUUUCAACCACCCUUCCUUGGACAGCUUUGCCACACUCUUGGCAUUCUCUCAACCAGCUUCAUGAGGUAGUCACCUGGAAUGCUUUUCCCAAACAGUUUUGAAGGAGUUCCCACCUAAUUACUGAGCACUUGUUGACUGCUUUUCCUUCACUCUUGCGGUCCAAACUCAUCCAAAACCAUCUCAAUUGGGUUGAGGGCCGGGUGCUUGGUGGCGGCCUAGGUCAUCUGAUGCAGCACUCCAUCACUCUACCCUUCUUGGUCAAAUAGCCCUUAAACAGCCUUGAGGUGUGUUUUGGGUUAUUGUCCUGUUGAAAAACAAACGAUAGUCCCAAUAAGCGCAAACCAGAUGGGUUGGCGUAUCGCUGCAGAAUACUGUGGUAGCAAUGCUGGUUAAGUGUGCCUUGAAUUCUAAAUUAAAUCACCAGAACAGUUUCAACAGCAAAGCACCCCCACACCAUCACACCUCCUCCUCCAUGCUUCACAGUGGGAACUACACAUGCGGAGAUCAUCCGUUCACCUACUCUGCAUCUCACAAAGACACUGUGGUUGGAACCAAAAAUCUCAAAUUUGGACUCAUCAGACCAAAGGACAGAUUUCCACCGGUUUAAUGUCCAUUGCUCGUGUUUCUUGGCCCAAGCAAGUCUCUUCUUCUUAAUGGUGUCCUUUAGUAGUGGUUUCUUUGCAGCAAUUCGACCAUGAAGGCCUGAUUCACGCGGUCUCCUCUGAACAGUUGAUGUUGAGAUGUGUCUGUUACUUGAGCUCUGUGAAGCAUUUAUUUGGCCUGGAAUCUGAGGUGCAGUUAACUGCCGAUUUCUGAGGCUGGUAACUCUAAUGAAGUUAUCCUUUGCAGCAGAGGUAACUCUGGGUCUCUGUGUCUUCCUUUCCUGUGGUGGUCCUCAUGAGAGCAAGUUUCAUCAUAGCGCUUGAUGGUUUUUGCGACUGCACUUGAAGCAACUUUCAAAGUUCUUGACAUUUUCCGGAUUGACUGACCUUCAUGUCUUAAAGUAAUGAUGGACUGCCGUUUCUCUUUGCUUAUUUGAGCUGUUCUUGCCAUAAUAUGGACUAUAUCCAUAAUAUGAAUAUCUUCUGUAUACCAACCCUAACUUGUCACAACACAACUGAUUGGCUCAAAUGCAUUAAGAAGGAAAGAAAUUCCACAAAUUAACUUUUAACAAGGCACACCUGUUAAUUGAAAUGCAUUCCAGGUGACUACCUCAUGAAGCUGGUUGAGAGAAUGCCAAGAGUGUGCACAGCUGUCAUCAAGGCAAAGGGUGGCUACUUUGAAGAAUCUCAAAUAUAAAUAUAUAUUUUGAUUUGUUUAACACUUUUUUGGUUACUACAUGAUUCCAUAUGUGUUAUUUCAUAGUUUGGAUGUCUUCACUGUUAUUCUACAAUGUAGAAAAUAGUAAACAUUUAGAAAGUAGGUGUGUCCAAACUUUUGACUGGUAGCGUAUAUAAAACUCUCAUUGGCAUUGAAGAUAGUUAUCUGACAGGAUCAACUAGAUCAAACCCUUGACAGGAAUGCUUUCAAGUGGUCCUCCUGAUAUCACUCUGGACAUGACUCAGUAUGUUCCCAGCCGGGAAAACGCAACUGUUUACUCAUGCAGUGAUACUGGAAUAUAUAUAUAUAUAGAGAGAGAGAGAGAGAGGAGAGUGAGAGAGAGAGAGGAGGAGAUGAUGAGAGAGAGAGAGAGGAGAUUAGAGAGAGAGAGAGGGAGGGGAGAGAGAGAAGAGAGAGAGGAGAGAGAGAAAGAGAGGAGGACGAGAGAGAAGAGAGAGAGAGGAGAGGGAAGAGAGGGGAUAGAGAGCGAGAGGAGAGAGAGAGGAGAGAUAGCACGAUCUCUUGGAAGGCUCGCAGAGAAGUCCCUGAUCUCAGAGUAGGAUACUGUCCACACCUCUAGCCCACAUGCACUAUCGAUGAUCAGGUGUAAGGACCCUACCCAGGUCCACAUUUGUUUACACCAAUCCAACUCUUUUUGAUCUACAUGAAGUGCCUAGGGGUAAGAUAUUAAGGGGUUUUUCCUGGCUGGGUCUGGUCAUGGUGGAAUGGUUAGAUAUUAUAGGGGUUAUUCCUGACUGGGUUGGUCAUGGUGGAAGGGUUAGAUAAUCUAGGGGUUAUUCCUGGCUGGGUCAGGUUAUGGUGGAAGGGUUAUAUAUUAUAAGGGUUAUUCCUGACUGUGUUGGUCAUGGUGGAAGGGUUAGAUAUUAUAGGGGUUAUUCCUGACUGGGUUGGUCAUGGUGGAAGGGUUAGAUAUUAUAGGGGUUAUUCCUGACUGGGUUGGUCACGGUGGAAGGGUUAGAUAUUAUAGGGGUUAUUCCUGACUGGGUUGGUCAUGGUGGAAGGGUUAGAUAUUAUAGGGGUUAUUCCUGGCUGGGUCUGGUCAUGGUGGAAGGGUUAGAUAUUAUAGGGGUUAUUCCUGGCUGGGUCUGGUCAUGGUGGAAGGGUUAGAUUUUAUAGGGGUUAUUCCUGGCUGGGUUGGUCAUGGUGGAAGGGUUAGAUAUUAUAGGGGUUAUUCCUGGCUGGGUCUGGUCAUGGUGGAAGGCUUCAUUGAGGCAUGUUAGACUCAGAGCAGGCCCUCUCCAUCACAGCCCAACCUCUCCCAGUGCCAGAUCCAAGCAGAGCUUCAGGAGGUAAGCCUUGUUAAUGAAAACUUACAAUGGUUCCAAACACAAAGACAGACUCUUUAAUAAGAGAGAGCUGACAGUGUUGACACAGACGGAGAGAGAACAUCCUGAGUGCUUGUUGAUGUCUGACGGGAACCAUUCCUGAAUGUUUAUACAUGAACCCUCCUCUAGAGCCCCUUGAACGAUUCAGGUUAAUUUAUAUCCGUCCCCAUAGAGCCUUACUUGGUGUGUAAUGUCUAAACACUGCAGUGAGUCCUUAUGUCUGUGUGUAUGACCUUAAGUCUGUUUUCCAGACUUCAAUUCAAGUCUCUUUUAUUCUUGAGAGCAAUAAUAGGCAAGUGCGCAAAAAAAACAAGAAAACAUUUAUAUAAUCGUACAUUGUUAACUAAAUCAAUUGACGUCAUUUCUGGAUAUCACAAUGUUAAACAAUGUUUUAAUGCCUUCACUCUUGCUCACUGUUGCAUACCGUGGCGUAAAAGCAUAAAUGUUUGGCUUUGAGGACUGAACGCUUGUAAUUGCCUGACAAAGUGCUUGUCCGUCGUGGUUCCCUGGUCACAUGGAAAAGCAGCAUGGGCUUGGAAAUGGAAGCAGGCUGUCCACUGCAGCCUGAGAACACAAAGGUCAGGGGCUGACUCAAAUACUGUCAGUGAAUCACUGAGGAUAUUUUCUAGCGGGAAUGAUUAUGUCUACAGUGGAACACGUCUCCUAUUCCAUUCUAUAGUAUUGUAUUGUAUUGAAUCUUGCAAUGUAUCAGGAAUAACCUUUUCAACUCUUCUACUGAAAUAAAUCCUCAAGGCAAGUGACUCAAGUGACAAAUGACUCGAACAUUAAUGCCAUUGCCAACAUUUUUGUGGGAGUGUCUCUUUAAAAACAGACUCGUAUCCCCUGCCUCCAACCCUUCAGCAUGCAAUAACCAUUAAGAUUCCCAAGCUGCUGCCAUAGUUAUUACCUUUUUUGGAUGUGUUUAGUUUUAUCUCUGGGUCUCAGUUUGUACAUGUGACUGUUUCCACUGUCCUUCUCUAACUUGGCGUGAGUGUCGAGUUUCAUCCCAAGAUGCUCUCUGCUGAUAGGUACAUGCUUGGCUGCAGGACAGUGUGAAGGUUUAAGUAUUCUCUGAGAGUUCAUAACUAUGGCCAGGGGGCUUUCCUAGCCAUGUGAGCUGAAAAUGAAAAAUAGAAUUACAGCACAGAAUCCUUAUGCAUACAGGACACAAAAUCAUUUACAAAGCUCUGCUGUCAGAAGACAUUACCCCAUAGUGUUGCAGAUCAUCCAAAACGACCGAUGUUCUAUGCAUUUUGUAAGUGACAUAUCUUCUUUGUUUGUUUUCAGCAUGAAAGAGUGUCCAGGUAAGCUUUAAACUCAAUUCACUUCAUCAAAAGACACAGGAGGGCUUACGAUUUUCACUAUCAGGCAUUGAAACAUAUCCUAACAGCCAUUGGUCACUCAGGCCUCAAUUGCAGCUGAUUGUUAUUACAUUUAGGGUCAAAGGUACAUUGAUGAUUAAGCUCUGACACAGUGCAGUAGUUUUAGGUUCAGCUGUGCUAUCUUACCCUCAGACUGGACUCGUCUGGUGCUUACGACCGAGAGGCCUAUGACGCUCGCAGGGAAAACAGAAUGGCCGCGCGAAAAAAAGCUGAGGAAGAGGCAGGAUGCACUGACUAUAAGAAGGUAACCUGUAAUGCAAAAUUAACUAACAGUUUCUUAAAGCUAGAAAAAUUGGCGUAGGUAGCUAAUGAUCUGUUAUGAAUCUGUUAUGUCAUGAUAAUGACAGUGUUAUGUAGCCCUUAUGACUGUGGGUUCAAGUACAGUGGAACCCAAAAUCCCCACUGCUGGUAUUUAAAAAAAAUAUAUAUUCACUUGGUAUUUCACUGCACUGUUGAGAGGUAGCUCGCAAGUAAGCAUUUCAUUUCACUGUGUACACCCUGCUGUAUUCUGUGUAUAUGACAAAUAAACUUGGAUUUGAAUUGUAGAUCAGGCUACAUAAAAACACAACUGGUUGAUUACUUAAGUCAAAUUAUGUGGCAUGUUAUGAUGUUCUGGGUCUGUGUUUGCUGUGGGAUCCUGUGUAUCGCAGAUGUACGAGGAGGCCUUGUCUACCAAUGAGAGACUCAAGUCCCGGCUGCAGGGCAGCAAACAGGAGCUGGUGUUGGUGCAGACUCAGCUGGAGAGAGUCACACAGGUAAUUAUCCACCACACAAAAUAGUUUCCCAACAAAAUCUCAUCAUAAAAAAUAAAAUAAAAAAUAGUUCCUCAACCAGUGCUUGGCUUGGACAGGAGCUCACCAGAGCUGUUUACCGGCACCUCAAAUGUUCUACUGCUUGAGCUCCUGUUCCUCUUAUAGAAUAUUAGCUCAAAAGUAUUGUGGAGCUCCUGCACCUAAAUCUAAGCAGCACCGGCACUCAAAAUGAGUACCGGAACUUAUUUCAGUCCAAGUCAAGCACUGUGCCCAACAAACCAUUAUCCUAAACAUCAAAUAAAACUAAAGUCAGAUGAAGGGUCCAAUGAAGAAGUACAGUGCAUUCGGAAAGUUUUCAGACUCAUUUACUUUUUCCAAAUUUUGUUACGGUACAGCAUUACUCUAAAAUUGAGUAAAAACACAUUUUUCCUCAUCAAUCUACGCACAAUAUCCCAUAAUGACAAAGCGAAAACAGGUUUUUAGAUUGCAAAUGUAUUAAAUAUAAAAAACAGAAAUACCUUAUUUACAUAAGUAUUAAGACUCUUUGCUAUAAGACUCGAAAUGUAGCUCAUGUGCAUCCUGUUUCCAUUGAUCAUCCUUGAGAUGUUUCUACAACUUUGAUUGGAGUCCACCUGUGGUAAAUUCAAUUGAUUGGACAUGAUUUGGAAAGGCACACACCUGUCUAAGGUCCCACAGUUGACAGUGCAUGUCAGAGCAAAAACCAAGCCAUGAGGUCGAAUGAAUUGUCCAUAGAGCUCUGAGACAGGAUUGUGUUCUGGGGAAGGGUACCAAAACAUUUCUGCAGCAUUGAAGGUCCUGUCAUGAGAAUUUUGUUAUCUCAAUGGUUGAAGUCAACUACUUCUUAAAUCUUUGAAUAAUUCCCAGAGGUGUAAAUCUCUAGUUUAAAUAAAUUAAACAAAGACCCCUUUCUGCAAUGGUCAGCCUUUAUUCAUGAGAGCGCUCUGCCACAAAAUGGACGUACAAUAUUUCUAUACACACACGUCAGAGGAAAAAUCCCACCCCGCUUUAGGCAGGCUGUAUUUUUCCUCUGUACACAUCUUGUAAACUCACCUGGGUUUAGCUCAUGUGGUUAUCCUCUGCUCUCCUGAUCAUCAGGUCACACAUACACACACAUGUUCUUAUCAUAGUCUACUCCUUGCUCGGGCAGGCUGCAUUUUCUCUCUACUCCCAUUGUCACGCGACGUGUAUGCGGUCAGCGAAGUCAAACGCAGGACACAGAGCGGCUGGCAACGUACUUUUACUGAACACAGUAUAUAUAGUACAAAAACAACAAACCUCCAAACAGGAAGGAAAACACAAUAACCCGUACACCAAAGCAACUGCCGGAAUGACAAAGAACAAUCACACACAAUAACCAAUGAGAGACAGGGGGUAAUAUAGGGAAUACAAUACAACAUAAUGGGAAACAGGUGUAAACAAUAAAGACCAAACAAGACAAACACCGAAACAUCGAUCGGCAGUAGCUAGUACUCCGGGGACGACGAACGCCGAAGCCUGCCCGAGCAAGGAGGAGGAGCAGCCUCGGCUGAAUCCGUGACAGUACCCCCCCCUUGACGCGCGGCCCCAGCCGUGCGCCGACCCCGGCCAGGAGGACGCAGAGCAGGGCGAGUCGGAUGACUCCAGUGGAAAUCCUCAACAGGGAGGGAUCUAGGAUGUCCCUCCUAGGGACCCAGCACCGUUCCUCCGGACCGUACCCCUCUCACUCCAUGAGAUACUACAGACCCCCCAUCCGACGCCUCAAAUCCAAGAUGGAACGGACUGAGUACGCCGGAGCCCCCUCGAUGUCUAGUGGGGGCGGAGGAGCCUCUCGUACCUCAUUCUCCUGGAGUGGACCAGCUACCACCGGCCUGAGGAGAGACACAUGGAACGAGGGGUUAAUGCGGUAUUUAAUGGGCAGUUGUAACCUAUAACAUACCUUGUUCAAUCUCCUCAGGAUAUUAAAUGGCCCCACAAACCGCGAAGGCGAAGGGGCAGGUUUCGGGUCAAGAGCCAGACCCGAUCUCCCGGUGCAUACACCGGAGCCUCACUGCGGUGGCGAUCGGCGCUCACCAUUUGCCGCCUGAUAGCCCGCUGCAGAUGGACAUGCCCAGCAUUCCAUGUUUCUUCCGAGCGCCGAAACCACUCAUCCACCGCAGGGGCUUCGAUCUGGCUCUGAUGCCAGGGUGCCAGGACCGGCUGAUAACCCAGCACACACUGAAAAGGCGUAAGAUUAGUGGAGGAGUGGCGGAGUGAGUUUUGGGCUAUCUCUGCCCAGGGGAUAUACCCUGACCACUCCUCCUGCCGGUCCUGGCAAUAGGACCUCAGAAACCUACCCACAUCCUGGUUCACUCUCUCCACCUGCCCAUUACUUACCAGGAUGACCAGAGGAGGGUGACGUGUGAGCCCAAUAUAUCAGUCGAUCACGAACCUCGAGUGGCACGUACUUCCGUCCCUCUGGACACUGUGGGGGAGUAGGGUCGGCACGUAACGCCCACUCGAUGUCCGCAUCGUCCUCCCACACCACCGGUGCCACCAGACAAGACUCCGGAAGUAUGGGAGUGGGCUCAAUGGACCUCUCCUCUGUGUCAUAUCGUCGGGACAGGGCGUCUGCCUUAGCAUUCUGUGACCCUGGUCUAUAGGUGAGCUUAAAUACAAAUCAGGUAAGAAACAUGGCCCACCUAGCCUGGCGAGGGUUCAGUCUCCUCGCUGCCCGGAUGUACUCCAGGUUACGAUGGUCAGUCAGAAUGAGAAAAGGGUGUUUAGCCCCCUCAAGCCAAUGCCUCCACACCUUCAGGGCUUGAACCACUGCCAGCAGCUCCCUGUCCCCCACGUCAUAAUUGCGCUCCACCGGACUGAGCUUCUUAGAAUAGAAAGCACAGGGGCGGAGUUUUGGUGGCGUACCCGAGCGCUGAGACAGUAUAGCACCGAUCCCCGCCUCGGACGCAUCCACCUCAACUUGGAACGCCAAAGAGGGAUCCGGAUGUGCCAGCACCGGAGCCGAGGUGAACAGGUCCUUCAGAUGUCUAAAUGCCCUGUCCGCCUCAGCCGACCACUGCAGACGCACCGGGCCCCCUUUAGCAGGGAGGUGAUGGGAGCUGCUACCUGUCGGCUCGUGUAGCGGAGUAUAUUAGAACGUCAUCAAUAUACACCAUCAAAGCGAAGUCAAACACAGGACACAGAGCGGCUGGUAACGUACUUUUACUGAACACAGUAAAUAUAGUGCAAAAACCAAAAACCUCCAAACAGGGAGGAAAACACAAUAACCCGUACACCAAAGCAACUGCCGGAAUGACAAAUAACAAUCACACGCAAUAACCAAUGAGACACAGGGGGUAAUAUAGGGAAUACAAUCCAUCAUAAUGGGAAACAGGUGUAAACGAUAAAGACCAAACAAGACAAACACCGAAACAUCGAUCGGCAGUAGCUAGUACUCCGGGGACGACGAACGCCGAAGCCUGCCCGAGCAAGGAGGAGGAGCAGCCUCGGCUGAAUCCGUGACACCCAUACAUAGUUAUCGCUCACAAUAUUCUGACUGCCUCAUUGUACUUCUAACUAAGCUACACACAUUAUCAGAUUAUGGUCUUAUGAUUCUAACACAUUUCACACAGUUUCGGGGUGUAAUAAUUAGUCAUUAAUAAUUAGUCAUUACCAAAUUCUUCUAUCAGGUCCCCAAGAACCCAGUAGCCUCCAUCAUUCUUAAAGAGCUGGCCGCCCGGCCAAACUGAGCAAUCGGGGUAGAAGGGCCUUGGUCAGGGAGGUGACCAAGAACCCGAUGGUCACUCUGACAGAGCUCUAGAGUUCCUCUGUGGAGAUGGGAGAACCUUCCAGAAGGACAACCAUCUCUGAAGCACUCCACCAAUUAGGCAUUUACGGUAGAGUGGCCAGACGGAAGCCACUUCUCAGUAAAAGGCACAUGACAGCCCGCUUGGAGUUUGCCAAAAUGCACCUAAAGACUCUCAGACCAUGAGAAACAAGAUUCUCUAGUCUGAUAAAACCAAGACUGAACUCUUUGGCCUGAAUGCCAAGCGUCACAUCUGGAGGAAACCUGGCACCAUCCCUUCGGUGAAGCAUGGUGGUGGUAGCAUCAUGCUGUGGGGAUGUUUUUCAGCGGCAGGGACUGGGAGACUAGUCAGGAUUGAGGCGAAGAUGAACAGAGCAAAGUACAGAGAAGUCUUUGAUGAGGACCUGCUCCAGAGCGUUCAGGACCUCAGACUGGGGCGAAGGUUCACCUUCCAACAGGACAACAACCCUAAGCAUACAGCCAAGACAACUCAGGAUUGGCUUCGGGACAAGUAUCUGAAUGUCCUUGAGUGGCCCAGCCAGAGCCCGGACUUGAACCCGAUCUAACAUCUCUGAAGAGUCCUGAAAAUAGCUGUGCAGCGACGCUCCCCAUCCAACUUGACAGAGCUUGAGAGGAUCUGCAGAGAAGAAUGGGAGAAACUCCCCAAAUACAGCUGUUCCAAACUUGUAGCGUCAUACCCAAGAAGACUCGAGGCUGUAAUCGCUGCCAAAUGUGCUUUAACAAAGUACUUAGUAAAGGGUCUGAAUACUUACGUAAAUGUAAUAUUUCAAUUUUUUUAUUUUGAAUACAUUUGCAAACAUUUCUAAAAACCAGUUUUUGCUUUGUCAUUAUGGGGUAUUUUGUGUAGAUUGAUGAAGGGGGAAAACAAUUUAAUCAAUUUUAGAAUAAGACUGUAACUUAACAAAAUGUGGAAAAAGUCAUGGGGUCUGAAUACUUUCCUAAUGCACUGUAUACUCUAUGUAUGUUUGUGCCUUUUUAUUACUUAUCAUGGUUUCAACUUACAGUUCUUGUCAAAUACAUGGUGGAAUAACUCUUCCAUAUCCUACUGCAUGGACCACUGCCCAAUAGAAUCAGGAAAGAUGCAGGAGUGAGAAAAAUGUGACAGAUUAUGCAAGGAAGAUGCAUUGGCUGAUUCCAGGAGGUAAAUGCUUGGGAGGUGGUAUUUGUGAAGUACAGUAGUAUGCAUGUGAGGUGACCAUGGUUGUGACCAAGGUACAUAUAAGAAAUGUCUGCCAUCUUCAGGGAUUGUGCUGUUCUCAUUGUCCCGAUUUUAACCAUGGACUUGUGCAUUGCAGAGAAAGAUCACAAUGACUGAAAGGUCCAAUGAGAGGUCCAUGCUUGAGACAGAAAAACGGGUGAGCUCCAUAUGUCACUGGAUGUUUGCUUAUGCACUUUUAACUUCUGUCUUGGCCUGGUACUGCAUGUCUAUUCAAUAUAUGUUAUAUUAAUAGCUCAUAGGUCAAGUCAUGGUCAGGCUGGUAACCCCAUCAUGUUUAGUCUCACUGAGACAUGUCUCCUCUCCUCUCUGGUAGCCCCAUCAUGUUUAGUCUCACUGAGACAUGUCUCCUCUCCUCUCUGUAGGAAACACGUGUCCUACAGAAGAAGAUAUCAGACAUGGAAGAUGAAGUGAAGGUAUCUGUCCAGUUGCAAUAAUGGUGAAUUUACUGAAUUGAUACUGAGAGAUGUUCAAUGUCUGACCAAUUCAGGGCCGUUUUCUUGUGGCUUAUUGCCAGUUCUUGUACCAAUUGAGAACAUCUCCAAUAGACUAAACUGAGCCACAGCAGAGACAGAACAUAUUGCCAAAACACAGUCUCCGCAGGAGGCCUAGCCAUCUCAAAGCUGCCCUGCAGACAGACAGACAGAGUAAGUUGCUGAACAAGGAAUAUCACUCUGGGACGUGCCUUGGUACUGUAGUGUUAGUCCGUCUCAAACGACACCCUGUCCCCUUUAUAAUGCACUGCUUUCUGGUCUAAUGUGCCAGUUGCGAUGCAGCCUGAGUCUCAAGCGAGCGGUGACAAAGCAUAAAUGGUAUGUGGUGUGAUAUUCUAAGCUGACAUCAUUAUGUCAUCAUUAUGUCAUCAUUGUGCGCCGUUGGCUGUGGAAUGUGUGAGGUCUCUGAUUGAUAUUCAUCGAGUGAGUACGCCGUUGGUAUUUGUCCGCAUUAACUACUGCCACAUUCGUCUGCUGUGUUCCAUACAGUAGGGUACAGACAACAACCUUUUGUUAUCUCUGAAUGAGAGCUCUCAAUAAAGAUGGAACACUGAACUGAAAAUAGAAACAUUUUGUGGGAGAACGUUAAAUGUUCAGUUAACUCAGAGGAGAGGUCGGUGAUGAGUGUCAUUGUCAUUUGUCCUGUGAAUCAAACCUAACCUUAACCACAACUAUAACCAUAACCCCAAGCAUAACCGCAACCCGAACCAUAACCCCAACCAUAACCCCAACCCCAACCAUAACCCCAACUCCAACCCCAACCAUAACCAUAACCCCAACCAUAACACCAACCAUAACCCUCUCUGUCUGCUUGUUGUCUGCUGUCCUCCACAGGUCCAGACAGAGCUGAAGAAUGAGAACCAGAGACUGAAGGAUGAGAACGGAGCCUUAAUCCGGGUCAUCAGUAAACUGUCUAAGUGA
This is a messenger RNA of Coregonus sp. 'balchen', 12328 nucleotides long. NCBI's taxonomy places the organism in Eukaryota, Metazoa, Chordata, Actinopteri, Salmoniformes, Salmonidae. The record is from the annotation of a GenBank genome assembly.